This is a messenger RNA of Suillus clintonianus, 1620 nucleotides long. Its product is annotated as kinase-like domain-containing protein. The coding region runs from base 1 to 1620 and encodes 539 amino acids. Gene Ontology annotation, biological process: protein phosphorylation. Lineage: Eukaryota; Fungi; Basidiomycota; Agaricomycetes; Boletales; Suillaceae. The record is from RefSeq and is a predicted model, not a curated record. Gene Ontology annotation, molecular function: protein kinase activity; ATP binding. The transcript has 11 exons.
AUGAGACACUAUCAGGAUACUCCCCAUCAAGAUCCAGAGGAGUUGUAUGUCAAGCAAGACAGAAUCGGGAAGGGGUCUUUCGGAGAAGUCUACAAAGGAUAUGACAAGCGAACUAUGAAGACUGUCGCCAUCAAGAUCAUAGAUCUCGAAAGCGCAGAAGAUGAGAUAGAGGACAUUCAGCAAGAGAUACAGAUUCUAUCACAGCUAGACUCACCACACGUUACCAAAUAUCAUGGAUCCUUCCUCAAGGGUUCCAAUCUCUGGAUAGUCAUGGAAUACUGCUCGGGCGGCUCAUGUUCUGAUCUGAUGAAACCCGGCGUAUUUCGGGAAGAGUACAUUGCAAUCAUUGUCCGAGAGCUUCUCCGCGGACUUGACUAUCUGCACACGGAGGGCAAGCUCCAUCGGGAUAUCAAAGCUGCCAACAUACUGCUUUCCGCAGGAGGCGAUGUCAAGCUUGCCGAUUUUGGUGUAUCUGGGCAGCUAUCUGGAACUCUGUCCGCCAAGAAGAACACCUUUGUCGGCACGCCAUACUGGAUGUCGCCUGAGGUAAUCAAGCAGAGCGGUUAUGACCACAAAGCGGAUAUAUGGAGCUUGGGUAUCACUGCAAUUGAGCUGGCAAAGGGAGAGCCACCGUACGCGGAGCUUCAUCCGAUGAAGGUGCUAUUCCUGAUUCCCAAGAACCCUCCGCCGCAGCUGGAGGGUCACUUCUCCAAACCAUUUCGGGACUUUGUUGCGUAUUGUUUGCAACGAGAUCCCCGCGAUCGUCCGACAGCACGCGAGCUCUUGAAGCACAAGUUCGUUCGUAUGGCAAAGAAGACUAGUUACCUCACAGAACUGAUCGAGAGGCAUGAACGAUGGAAGGCCGAGGGUGGAGAUCGCACAGAGGAAGAGGAGCAGGUAGUUAAUCAGGAAUUACCCGCAAACGCUGACCUAGAAGACCUCUGGGACUUCGGCACUGUCCGACACACGGGGCGACCGGGGACGAUUGGGCGCGCACAGAACUCGACCAAGGUCUCCGGUCCCCCCCUCACAUGGGAAAUGAACGGAACUUCUCACGAAACAUCAACAUCAUCAACAUCAACAUCAUCAACACCAUCAUCAUCAUCAUUUUCCAUUACAGCGAAAAAGGCGUCCGGAUCAUCCAUAAGGUCUAAGACCGAGCUGCCGCCGUUGCCAUCAUUGCCUUCGUCCCCACCGCAGCUCCCGCCCGCACCACCGCCCGCUAAAGUACCAAGCGUGUAUGAACAAGCUACUGUGAGGCACAUGCCGACCGGAGGGCCCAGCAGCGAGAAACCAUCGGGCCACGAGCGGGAGUCUUCUGAUGAAGAUUAUGAUGACCAAUACUUGGACACUUAUCCAAGAGGCGCGUCUGUUCACGAGAAACAGGAUGAACCGGACGACGACGACGAGUUACCUGAUACCACUAUGCUUGACUCUGUCAUAUUACCCGCAAUAGCUUCGCUUUUCCCUCGAGUAUCGACACAGGAAGCGCGAGUCGCGCUAAGCGCCCUACAGCGGGCAUUUAAUGAGGCUGAGCGCAUCAUUCCAGGCGUGACCAUGGAACUCGUGAACGAGAUUGUGGACUCCGUGGAGCGAGUGGAAGAUGAUCACCAGCAGUAG